Schistocerca gregaria is the source of this 1107-nucleotide messenger RNA. RefSeq lists its product as uncharacterized. The transcript is spliced from 2 exons. Bases 1 to 1107 code for a protein of 368 amino acids. Lineage: Eukaryota; Metazoa; Arthropoda; Insecta; Orthoptera; Acrididae. The record is from RefSeq and is a predicted model, not a curated record.
AUGUGGGUAUACGUGAGCAACCACAGCACGUGGGUCUACGUGAACGACCACAGCACGUGUGGCUACGUGAGCGACCACAGCACGUGGUUCUUCGUGCGCAACCACAGCACGUGGGGUUACGAGAGCGACCAUAGCACGUGGGACUACGUGCCCGACCAGCGCAGGUGGGGCUACAUGAGCGACCAUAGCACGUUGGACUACGUGCCCGACCACCGCAGGUGGGGCUACGUGAGCGACCACAGCACGUGGGGCUACGUGCACGACCACAGCAUGUGGGUUUACGUGAGCGACCACAGCACGUGGGGCUACUUGAGUGUCCACAGCGCGUGGGGCUACGUGCGCGACCACAGCACGUUGGGCUACGUAAGCGAUCACAGCACGUGGGGCUACGUGAGCGAUUACAGCACGUGGGACUACGUGCGCGACCACAGCACAGGCGGCUACGUGAGCGACCACAUAACGUGGUGCUACAUGCGCGACCACAGCACGUGGGGAUACGUGAGCGACCACAGCAUGUUGGGCUAUGUGAGCGACCACAACACGUGGGACUACGUGCUCGACCACAGCACGUGGGGCUAUGUGAGCAACCACAGCACGUGGGGCGGUGUGCGCGCCCACAGCACGUGGGGCUACGUGCAAGACCACAGCACGUCGGGCUACCACGUGGGGCUACGUGAGCGAUCACAGCACGUGGGGCUACGUGAGCGACCACAGCACGUGGAGCUACGUGCACUUCCACAGCAUUUGGGGCUACGUGAGCGACCACAGCACGUGGACUACGGGAGUGACCACAGCACGUGGGGCUACGUGAGCGACCACAACACGUGGGGCUACAAGCGCGACCACAGCGCGUGGGGCUACGUGAGCAUUCACAGCACGUGGGGCGACGGGUGCUUCCACAGCACGUGGGGCUACAUGGGUGACCACAGCACGUGGGGCUACGUGAGCGACCACAGCAGGUGGGGCUACGUGAGCAAACACAGCACGUUUGGCUACGUGCGCUUCCACAGCACGUGGGGCUACGUGAGCGACCACAGCACUUGGGGCUACUUGAGCGACCACAGCACAUGGACUACGGGAGUGACCACAGCACGUGGGGCUACGUGA